Messenger RNA from Quercus lobata, 5052 nucleotides. It is a transcript of the gene NRB4, whose product is annotated as mediator of RNA polymerase II transcription subunit 15a-like protein. Gene Ontology annotation, molecular function: transcription coactivator activity; chromatin DNA binding. NCBI's taxonomy places the organism in Eukaryota, Viridiplantae, Streptophyta, Magnoliopsida, Fagales, Fagaceae. Gene Ontology annotation, biological process: regulation of DNA-templated transcription. The record is from RefSeq and is a predicted model, not a curated record. The transcript is spliced from 10 exons. The coding region runs from base 328 to 4605 and encodes 1425 amino acids.
GCUCAUUUUAGAAAAUAGAAUCCAACUUUCCCAAAAACAACCCCAAUUCCCAAACAUGACAUGACAUGACAUACAUCUCUAUAUAUUCCUCUCUCUCUCUCUCUCUCUCUCUCUCAAUUCUAUCUCUCAAAAUCCUUUUCUGCCUGAAACUCUUCAACCUUUUACUUAUGAAUUAACAGUCUUCCCUUAAAUUAGACUUCGCCUCCUCCUCAUCACUCUAUUUUAAUCUCAUAAUCGGAGUUCAUAUAUAUAUAAAGUUAUUCGCGAUUUUCAUAAUUUUUAUAUAAAUUUGGUGGUUGGAAUUUCGGUUACAAAAUUUAGAUCAUCAUGGAUAACAAUAAUUGGAGGCCAAAUCCAUCUCAAGGUCCUGUUGUAGGCGGCGGUGGCGGCGGCGGCGGAGUUGGAGGUGGCGGCGUUGGAGCUCCUGGAGGCGGCGGUGGAGAAGCUGCCAUGGAUUCUGUUGAUUGGCGGAGCCAAUUGCAGCCCGAUUCUCGUCAAAGAAUCGUCAACAAAAUAAUGGAAACUUUGAAGAGGCAUCUCCCUGUUUCUGGCCAAGAGGGAUUACAUGAACUCAGGAAAAUUGCUAUAAGGUUUGAGGAAAAGAUUUAUACUGCUGCCACAAGCCAGUCAGAUUAUCUACGAAAAAUAUCUCUGAAAAUGCUUACAAUGGAAACUAAGUCUCAGAAUCCUAUAGGCAAUGCUUUGCCAUCCAACUCUGCUGGCAAUAGUAAUAAGUCCUCAGAUGCAGGGAUGAGUAUGCAGCCCCAAGUUCAUAAUCCAGGGCAGUCACUUCCUAUUCCAUUAUCAGCUAAUCAGUCUCGCCAACAGAUGUUAUCUCAGAACAUUCAGAAUAACAUUCCAUCUGCUGGAGUUCAAAGCACUGCCAGUUUACCAUCUGCACUGCCUCCUGUCUCUGGUUUAAGUCAGAAUCCUAUGCCAAAUGUUGUUGGCCAGAAUACCAAUGUGCAGAAUAUGCCUGGUUCACAGAACUCAGUAGGAAAUUCAAUGGGACAAGGGGUUCCCUCCAAUAUGUUUGCAAAUAAUCAGCGGCAAAUGCCAGGAAGGCAACAAGUUGUUCCCCAACAGCAACCGCAGUCGCAGAAUAUACAGCAAUAUCUUUACCAGCAGCAAUUAAAGCAGAAGUUCCCGCAGGGAAAUAUGUCACACUCACUCAUGCAAUCUCACAUCCAGCAACAGCAGCAGCAGCAGCAGCAGCAGCAACAGCAACAGCAGCAACAACAGCAGCAACAACAACAGCAGCAGCAGCAGCAGCAGCAGCAAAAUCUAUUACAACCCAAUCAGUUGCAAUCUUCUCAGCAAUCGAUCAUGCAGCCUUCUGUGAUGCAAUCGUCUCCUCUUCCUGGUCUGCAGCAGAAUCAGCAGUCAUCUAUUCAGCAGGCAACACAGUCCAUGCUUCAGCAACAUCCUCAAUCAGUUCUCAGGCAGCAGCAACACUCACAACAGGCUGCUGUUAUUCAUCAACAGGCAUCUAUGCAGCAGCAGCCAAUGUUACCUCCACAGCAGCAGCAGCAGCAGCAGCAGCCGCUGAUGGGGCAACAGUCAAAUGCAACAAAUAUGCAACAGAAUCAAUUAAUUGCACAACAAGGCAGUGUUGGAGACAUGCAGCAGCAGCAACAGAGGAUGCUUGGCCAGCAGAAUAAUCUUCAAAACAUGCAGCAGCAGCAGCAACAACAACAGUUAAUGGCUCAGCAAAGCAACCUCUCUAAUAUGCAUCAGCAACAGUUGGGCCCUCAAAGUAAUGUUUCUGGGUUACAGCAGCCGCAACAACAGUUGCUUGGAACUCAGUCUGGUAACUCAAGUAUGCAAACUAAUCAGCACUCAGUACACAUAUUACAACAGUCCAAGGUUCAGGUGCAGCAACAAUCACAACAGGGUGCAUCUAAUAUGUUACACACACAAGGGCAGCCAUCACAGUCACAGCCACAGCAGCAACAGCAGCAAUUGAUGUCACAGAUUCAGUCGCAACCUUCACAAUUGCAACAGCAAUUGGCUUUGCAACAGCAGCAGCCAAAUUUAUUACAACGGGAUAUUCAGCAAAGGCUUCAAGCAUCAGGUCAAGCAUCAGGUUCCUUGCUUCAACCACAGAAUGUGAUUGAUCAGCAAAAGCAAUUAUAUCAAUCACAAAGAGCUCCUCCAGAGACGUCAUCAACAUCUCUAGAUUCCACAGCUCAGACAGGGCAUGCAAAUGGGGCUGAUUGGCAAGAGGAGGUCUAUCAAAAGAUCAAAACCAUGAAGGACUUGUACUUGCCUGAAAUAAGUGAAAUGUACCAGAAAAUUGCUGCUAAAUUGCAGCAGCAUGAUUCUCUUCCACAACAAUCAAAGUCAGAUCAGCUUGAGAAGUUGAAAGUAUUUAAGACUAUGUUGGAGCGUAUUAUAACAUUCUUACAGGUUUCCAAAAGUAAUAUAUCACCUGGUUACAAGGAGAAGUUGGGGUCAUAUGAGAAGCAGAUAGUAAAUUUUAUAAACACAAAUCGACCUAAGAAGCCUGCACUGCAGCAAGGACAGCUUCCUGCGCCUCAUAUGCAAACCAUGCAACAGCCACCUCAACUUGCUCAAAUUCAGUCUCAUGAAAAUCAAAUGAACCCUCAGUUGCAAUCAAUGAACUUACAAGGUUCUGUUCCAACAAUGCCGCAGAAUUCCAUGUCAAGCCUGCAGCACAAUUCUAUGUCUCUAUCUGGGGCUUCGACAGCACAGCCAAACAUGAUGAACUCACUACAACCUGGCUCCAAUUUGGACUCAGGACAAGGAAAUUCUCUGAGCUCUUUGCAGCCGGUGACUAUGGGAUCUCUACAACAGAAUCCUGUGAGUACUCCCCAGCAGACAAACAUCAACACCUUGUCAUCACAGAGUGGAGUAAAUGUGCUACAGCCUAACAUCAAUCCACUUCAGUCAAAUUCUAAUAUGCUUCAACAACAGCAUUUGAAACAACAGCAGGAACAGCAAAUGCAACAACAAAUCAAACAACAAAUUCAGCAGCGCCAGAUAAUCCAGCAGCAGCAGCAAUUUCAGAAGCAGCAGAUAAUCCAGCAGCAGCAGCAGCAGCAGCAGCAGCAGCAGCAACAACAACAACAACAACAACAACAACAACAACAGCAACAGCAGCAGCAGCAGCAGCAGUUACACCAACAAUCAAAGCAGCAGCUCUCUGCACAUUUGCAGACACAUCAAAUGCAGCAGCUUCAUCAAAUCAAUGAUGUAAAUGACAUAAAAAUGAGACAGGGUUUGGGUGUUAAGCCAGGGGUCUUUCAGCAACAUCUAUCAGCAGGCCAGCGCUCUGCCUAUUCCCAUCAACAGUUGAAACCAGGACCUUCAUAUCCUAUAUCUUCACCCCAACUCCUUCAGGCUGCAUCCCCACAGAUCCUGCAACACUCUUCUCCACAAGUUGACCAGCAAAAUCUGUUGUCAUCUCUCACAAAAGCUGGAACACCGCUGCAAUCUGCCAACUCACCUUUUGUUGUCCCAUCUCCUUCGACUCCUAUGGCUCCAUCUCCCAUGCCAGGGGAUUCUGAGAAACCUGUUUCUGGUGUUUCCUCACUCUCAAACGCAGGAAAUAUUGGACAUCAACAAACAAGUGGUGUGGGGGCACCAGCUCCAUCACUUGCCAUUGGUACUCCUGGGAUAUCAGCCUCACCUUUGCUUGCUGAGUUUACUGGUCCAGAUGGGACUCAUGGUAAUGCUUUAACGAAUGUUUCUGGAAAGCCAAGCAUUACUGAGCAGCCUCUUGAACGCUUAAUUAAAGCGGUAAAAUCAAUGUCACCCAAAUCAUUGAGUGCAUCUGUCAGUGACAUUGGUUCAGUUGUAAGUAUGAUUGAUAGGAUAGCAGGAUCGGCACCAGGUAAUGGAUCCAGGGCUGCUGUUGGUGAGGAUUUGGUUGCCAUGACAAAGUGUCGUCUUCAAGCAAGAAAUUACAUGCCUCAAGAUGGAAGCAAUGGGACAAGGAAAAUGAGGCGCUACACAAGUGCCAUGCCCUUAAAUGUUGUUUCAUCAGCUGGUAGUAUGAAUGAUAGUUUCAAGCAGCUGACUGGUUCAGAGACUUCUGACCUGGAGUCAACUGCAACAUCUAGUAUCAAGAGGCCUAGGAUUGAGGUUAAUCAUGCCCUUUUGGAAGAAAUAAGGGAGAUAAAUCAGCGACUUAUAGAUACAGUUGUUGACAUCAGUGAUGAAGAUGUUGAUCCAGCUGCAGCUGCAGCUGCUGCUGAAGGAGGUGAAGGAACCAUUGUCAAGUGCUCUUUCAGUGCUGUUGCUCUCAGUCCGAACUUGAAAUCACAGUAUGCUUCAGCGCAAAUGUCACCUAUUCAGCCAUUAAGAUUGCUUGUUCCCUCAAAUUAUCCAAAUUGCUCGCCAAUACUUUUAGACAAGUUUCCUGUUGAAGUCAGUAAGGAGUAUGAAGAUCUCUCAGUAAAGGCGAAGUCAAGGUUUAGCAUAUCAUUACGAAGCCUUUCACAACCCAUGUCACUUGAUGAGAUAGCAAGGACUUGGGAUGUUUGUGCUCGAGCAGUUAUUUCUGAGCAUGCACAGCAGAGUGGUGGGGGCAGUUUCAGCUCAAAAUUUGGGACUUGGGAGAACUGCUUGAGUGCUGCAUGAUCAUCUUUUUAGGACCUGGACAGAUACUAUUGCAACAGAUCUUGUAAUCAACCUUAAUGCAGCUGCUUCUGUGGUAAUGACUAAGGAUAUAGUUUUCUUUUUCUUUUUUUGGAAAUAAGACUUGUUAGCUGGUAUGUUUAUUAAGGGAUAUAGAUGUAUGAUGAAGUUGGUCAACAUCAAUACUCCUGGGGUGGUAUUGUAUUGUUCAUAGGCUAAUAGUGUAUGUUGUUUGUACUUUGAAUUUCAGGAAAUUAAUGAGUGGUAGAUGCCGCAUUUGUACCAUAUAUACUAGGUUCUUUUGUGUUGUAACUACAAAACCUGCAGUCUUUUAUUCAUGCCAGUUGUAAGAAAAAUGUUUCACUUUCCAGGAGUUCCUUUUGAGUGCUCUGUAAGAUUGAACAUACUUAAAAGUAAUUUUCUAUUUUGUUGGCCAGAAGAAGUUUAUUA